Molecule: messenger RNA, 783 nt
Organism: Diversispora eburnea
Lineage: Eukaryota; Fungi; Glomeromycota; Glomeromycetes; Diversisporales; Diversisporaceae
Source: the annotation of a GenBank genome assembly
AUGGGCGCGCUUUUUGUCAUUAAAGAAAUAUACAUCCUUCAUUUAAAUGCAUAUAAUCAAAAUUAUGAGGAAUUCUCUCAACCUGAUGAUUUAAGUUCUUCACAUUCAAAUAAUAAUACACCUCCUUCAUCAUUAUUAAAUGAAAAAAAUGAAACCAACAAAAACAUGGACUUAAUUGAUUUCAAUGAUCCAAAUCAAGUCGAAACCAACAAAAAAAUGGACUUGAUUAACUUCAAUGAUCCAAAUCAAGUUGAAACCAAUGUCAAUAAUUUUUCACCAGUUUUCAACCUACUUGAUUCAAAUGAUAUGCAAAUGGAAACUGCUCAAAAGGUAAUGACACCAAAGAGCAGUUAUCCAAAGGCAGAGAUAGAAAUGGAUAAAAUUUUAAUUAAAAAGUUAUCAUGUUUCGAAGAAUUUGACAAAAUGAAGACUCAUGAUAACAAAUAUAAAUUUUUAAUGGAUUUCGAUGAAAAAACUCCUUGUCCUGAUUGGGCCAAAGCCAAAAAUCUCUCUGAAAGUUUAAAAGCGCAACAAAAAAUAGAUCCAGAGAUGAUUUUUGGCAAGCCUGAAGGUUUAAAUAUUGAAAAAAUAUUUAAUAAAAAUUUAAUUUUUAAUUUUGAAAAUGAUUAUGAAAAUUGGGAGCCAGAUGUAGAAGAUGAUUUUGGAGAUGAUGCAUUAACAGAAGUUGCAAAGAUAUCUUUACCUUCAGGUUCAGGUAGAAAUCAGUAUCCAUGGAAAAGCAGUCCCAAUUAUUGGGUUCAUGCUAGUUGUGAUGGUUAUUAA